UCGGUUAGGGAGCACGGCUGAAGGUUGCGGCGCAUUUCAACUCGCAUCCUCGUUGUUCGUACGUGUUUUUAACUCGAGUGAGUGUUUCGAGAAUAAUGUGGAGGGUCGAAAAUGAAAUGAAAUGCCGGGCGUUCGUGCCAGCAUCCGCUGUGUCGGAUACGAUGCGUGGUUGCGAAGUCGUGUCCAGUCGUCGCGACGCACAUUUUUCUACUAGAAAAUUUUUUGUUGAUUACACAGAAUUAUAACUUUUGCACAAAAUAUAACGCAGUGGAGACAAAAGAAAAUAUAUGAAAUAUUCCUUAUUCAUAUAUUCAAUAUAUUUAUUCCGUUCCUUAUUCUCUGUUCUUUGAUUCUUUUAUUGCAUGCAAUCGUUUUAGGUUAUCGCGUCCUCUCUUCAAAUAUUUUGCACGCACAUGCGCACGCAGUCGCGUCAUUUUUGACCGCCACAACGACAGCGGGAAACGGUUCGGUACGUGUUGUGCGAUCACUCCGUAAUUGAUCGCGAAUUUUACUCGUUAAUAUCUAUUUCUGCCAGAAUAGAUUAACUUUAAUAUUACUUUAACUUAUUCUUUAUUCUUUUCUAAUCCUGAUAAUUAGAAUAAACCGAGAUUAACUUAAACUACAUGAGUGAGUAAAAAUGAGUAGUGUACGGGCAAACACGAAAUUUCGUCGGAAGUAUUUAAAUGUGCCGAUUAAAAUGAUGAGUGAUCAGUGAAGCGUAUCAAUCAUCGAGGAUCUUUGCAAGCAACGCCGUUUCAUCGGUCGCAAUCAACGCACCAUGACUCGAAGCCGAUCCAGUUUCGUUGGCAGAAGGGAUCGCCAGUCACCCCCGAGUCCCGGCACGGUCCGUCCGCUACCCGUUAUUGAUCGUGGAUCGAGAAGAUAAUUCGCCGAUAGGAGGCUCGUGCGGCCCCAGGAACGGACACAAGAAUCUUCCCAAGGAUCCUCCGAUGUUGUGGAAGUGAUCGCAGACGGUAGUCGGACCUCGGGAAACGGGAUGAGUGUCGCGGAGUGUCGCGUUUCGGUAAUUGCGUUACAAGCAUCGCGUCGUGUAUGAGAGGGACGUGUUUUGACGGGUAAAGGACGGAAAGAACGCGAAGGUCGAAGAUGCGUGGCGAAAAAUGCGUAUCGAAAGCACGAGGAGCACAAAGGUGAGAGAGGUAGUGUAGUGAAAAGUAUUUGGGAGUGCCUCUAAGACGGAGUAACGACUUCGCGAAAAUUGCGAGGUGCCUACGUCACGCGAGCAGUAAUGGCGGGCGAGGGGGAGCAACAUCUUUUCCCGCUUGAUUUCCGAGGAGCUUCCGAUACGGAGGAAGUGGUUCCAGACGGCGAUCGCGUCCUGGUGAAACAAAACGGGCGUCGCGGAGUACCGCGUUUUGGCGAGAGUUGCGUCGCAAGUAUCGCACCCUGUGUAAACAAAACGUGUUUCGACGGACAAAGAACGGAAAGAACGCGUGUCGAAGGUGCGUGGCGAAAAGUGCAUAUCGAAAGCACGAAGUGAGAAAAGUGAUGCGUGAUCAAAAGUGCUUGGAAGUGCCUGCAAUGAUGAAUUCGAGAAAAUUCCAAGAUGGACGUGCGGCGAGCAGUAUAAUGGGAGCGGACGAAGGAAGCAACAUAUUUUUUUUUUUCAAUUUCCGGACGUAGUCAUCAAAAAUUUGUCAUCGUUCCUGUUUCAGCUUACAUCGAUGCGAUGGGAAUAAUCGGCGGAUCGAUGAUAAAAGCCCGGUCGGGGCUUUUACAAGCUGCUCGUUUAGCUACGGGUUCCAGCGACGCUCAUAAGUUGUUCUCCGUACUUUGCUAACGUGUCGCCGUAAUUAUAAGACGGGAUGUCGUAUCGGCGGAAAAAAGCUUUUUGAUCUGAGCAAAGUCAUUGAAGGAUUUAAGGAGACGAGUAAGGGUCUACAUGAGUCUAAUUUCGCCGGGGAACGAAGAAGACCGGAGUCCGGCAGAUAGAUCCGAAAGAGAGGAAAAAGGCGGAAAAUAGUGGAAACGGUCUGGCACAUGUUACAAGCAUAAAGAAAGAAAGGGUAGCGAAGAGCCAGCAGCAGCGAGAGAGUGGGAAGGCCGUUACUCUCGCGAUCGCCGUCGGUAGAAGCGAUGAUUGUGUCUUCAUGUUAUACCCGAAGGAACGGAGUAAUACGUUCCGAGAAGAAGGAACGUGAAGUAUAGGGUGCAUAAAUCAGGACGCGCGUAGAAAUGAAGAUUCUGUCUGGGAAGAGGAAUAACGGCAGCGGGAGUGCGAAAUUUUACGUGACAUAAAGCCCUUUUGCCCAAUGACGCGGAAAAAGUGUGUCUGAUAAACAACGGCGCGGGCAGCUGAUCUCUUUUUUGUAAAUUUUGUAUUCUAAAUUUCUGUAUCUGUCGCCAUCGACAGCAUACGUGUUAAUCUCGUGUCGAGCACCAAUUAGAGCCAAGAGACGCGUGAUCGCGCUUAAUUAAUUUCGCUGCUUCGCGAGUCGAUUAUGUCGUACUGUCGCACUCGACCAUGAUCUAGAAUCUACGAGAUUAAUUGCUCACGUACAUAGUAAAAAUCAAAACGCCUCACUCUUUCUGCUUGAUCACCGGCACAACUCCUCGAAAUUAAUAUUGCUGUUGAAUCUUUAUCCCUCGACAAUCCAUUAGCAUGUCGAUCCCUCGCUCCUAUUAAUACGCAGACUUGCUUUAAUGAAAUUCCCCGUUUGAGAGCUCAUUGAUUGAAUCGCGUAUAAAUAUUAUGCGUGUAGAAAUCACGCAGCAGCGUAUUCUUGAAAUUUCCUUCGAGCUAUUAUCCGUCGGGCGACUCGCAACGAUAUGAAAAUACCAGCUAUUAGACGCGACGGAAUGUCGGUAAAACGAUGGCGGUAUCGAGAGUUUCGUUCGAUUGCGUAGAUAUUCAACGGCUGUGACGUAUUGUUGUGCACCCGUGUUCGGACGAAAAAAAAAAAAAGAGAGGAAAAAGAGAGGAACGCGCGGAAGAAGCAGGUGUAGCGUACAAAAACGGGACGGAGGCAUGUCGGAGAAGAUGAUAUCGAGGCGAAGAACUGAUUGAAACGAGAGAGAAAAAAAUGACAACUGUCGAGGCCGUUAGUGAAAUGAGUGCGGUACGCCGGGUGGUAUGGUUCAGCGCCGUGUUAUUCGCUGCGACUCCUUUGGCCUACACUCAAGUGACAUGGACGCCGAUCUACGUGGGAGGAUACAGUCAAGUUGACCUCUGGACACAGAGCACCACCGGCUGCGCUUGCAGCUUUAACUCAUCCAGCAACGAUUGCGCUUGUUGCGUACCAUCGGGCGGCUGCAGCUGUGGUGCAUCUUCACCCGACCGAUGCGCUCAGUGCGGCCUGGAGCAGCAUUGCGCGAAUAUGUGCAACAUAACGUUGGACAGCAGGCAGCUGUUCAGCAAAUCGGAUCGUGGCUUCGGGCAAAUAAAGUCACCGUAUCUUCAAGGGCCCUCGAGGUGUACAUACAGAUUCGUGCCGGAUACUGGACAGCGAGUCGAGCUGCAGAUAUAUCGACUGGUGUCCAUCGGCAGACACAACGGCACCGCGUGCGAGGGCGGUUGGCUUCAACUCGAGGGCAGUGCUCGCGUUUGCGGUCGGAACCAACGCUUCGACCGACCGGUCGUUCUCUUCUCGGACAAGCCGAUCGCGACUCUACAUAUGCAGAUAAACGAGAACACCACACGGUCUCAGUUCCUGGCCUACUUCAGCUUCUCGUCCAAAGCGAGCACGUCCGUCGGCUGGCCGGUGAGGGGCGGACAUCCGGUUAACAAUACGGAAUGCGACUCGGUAUACGAAGACACGGAUUGCCACGACGGAUGCGUUUUAGCCAGUCCCGGAUAUCCUGGGCUGUAUCCGCCAAACAUCCGCUGCCGGUAUCUGAUCACCUCUGGCCCGCGGAUCUCAAUCGCCAUCAACUUUACGGCGGUGCUUCUUCCGUACAACCAUUGCACCAGCGACUACAUCGCCGUCUACUCGGGCCCGACCACGUCGAGCCCAUUGCUGAAGAUGCUUUGCGGCAAAGAAAAGACGGAGCUGAAGUACGACGGUCAAGAGCUCCUCGUCGAAUUCAGAACUGGUCCAGAAGUAUCGCCGUUCGACUAUAACGGCUUCGUUGCGACGCUGAAUUUUAUAGAAGUGACGACGGAAGCUCCAACGACAAUCGCUAUCGACACCGUGAAUAAAAGUCUCGAAUUGAUGAAGUCUAACAAUAACCGCGAUCUUCACGACCACCGCAAGGACCAAGGUGGUACCGUGAUCAGCAGCUGCGACCUCGAGGUGAGCGGCGAGAAGGUCCGGGCGGGCCACCACGACACCAGGGGCAAGCCCAAGUCCACGACGUGCAGACUCGUGCUGCGUGGCCGUACUUACGACACCGGACACGUCUCCCUAGCCAGUUACAACCUUAGCGCACAGUCCUGCCAGUCGACGAUCGAGAUAUUCGACGGUUCGCUUGAGAGCGGAAUGCUGGAUACAGCCAACUCCUUAGAGAGGAUCUGCAGCCCGGCGCAGUGGCUCCCGCGGGAACUCGCGAGUCAGGAUAAGUACGUUGAGCCGAAACGGUACUCGUCCAACGGCCGAGACAUGACGGUGGUUUUAAGACGCGCCUCUAACAGCCCCACCGACGAGGAGUACAUGGAGGUCUCGUACUACUUCCACGACGAACGUGAGGGUGGCACUCAGCAGCCGGCCAGCGUGUGCGACGUCGAAUAUUACGGGUUGACGUCGCCGGUGGAGGGUUCGGUGGUGCAUCCAGAACCACAUCGGCUGUUCGCCAUGGAAGGCCCGGUGAAGUGCCGGCAGCAUUUUAUACCAGCGCCCAAUCAAUCGGUGAUCAUUACCGUGAAGGGUAGCACGAAGCAGACGCCGAACAACCCGUGCGAGACCAAGUGCGGCGACAGCGGCUGCCACUGCGUUAGCAAGUCCCUGGAGAACAUGGACCACCUCCUGCUCGUCUCCGAGACCGGACACAUUGUCACCUGUCUCUGCGGGAAUUACCAGGACUGGCUUCCGGUGGGCAUUCGUAGCUGGACCCCGGUCUAUAUCGAGUGGUCGAGGUCGUCGAGAGCGGGCCUCAAUUUCCACGCAGCCUACAAGUUUAUCAAUGACACUUACUGCGGCGAUCAUACAACAGCGGAGCCGGAAGGCGAGGUCAAUGGCGGUGAUCUGGCGAGCGCCGGGCUCAAGCUGAAUCAGUAUUACCAGCAGAAGUGUACCUGGAUUCUGGACUCGCCGAUCGACCGGCAGCUCGUCAUCGAAGUCAAGUCCACUCAAAGCCGGCCCUGCACGGCGUGGAACCUGACGAUACACGAGUACAGGAAGAACGGCGACCCCGCCGGACCCAGACUGCACACGUUCUGCUCGAGGGACACGCACAAGAAUUUCACCCUGCCGUGGAAGAUGAAUACCGCGGUGGUUAGGCUGCAGGCCCUUGGGAGGACGGCCCCGCAGUACACGAUGAGAUGGCGGAGUCAGACGAUCACCGCCAACACUCGCAAAAGCGGACCAUCGCCAGCUCCGAACUGGCACGUAGUAGGCUCCUCGAGCAACGCCGAGCCACGUGGGACGGCCCUAAUUCUCAUCCUCGUGUUCGCGAUUCUACUCGCACGCCCGUUCGACUGUUGAGACUGUUAAAACUCGGGGAAGAGCGCGUUAAUGCACACACGUUCCUGUUAAUCGCGGAAAAUCGCGAAGCCCACGUUACUGUCUCACGUGUACAUAAAGGUGAGGACUCGCGCCGGUCCUCGUUUUACGUCGCUCGAUGUGAGAUGUUUUAAAAAAGACGGCACAUCCCGGCACCCUCUCCCCUUCGAUCGGCUAUCGAGAUUUCGCGAGCUGGUUCGUUAUAUUCCCGGCUGCGUAAUUAUCACGAGAGAAAUAUUUUAGGACGCGGGAGGACGCAGGAAAUUUUUAACUGAUCUCCGUUAUAUUUUUCACUUACAGUUUACGAUCCAAUCUUGCGCGAUGCGAAUGGAGAAUUAACGAGCCAGAAAUUUACCGUUCUUCGAUCGAAUCGUAUGCAUAUACAUAUUAUACAAAUACACACACACACACACACACACACACACACACCACACCCAUAUAUGUAUGUCGGAAUUAAAGAGAGUGAUGAUCAGCACGUUUAAUAAGCGAUUAGCUCGCACAGCCGACUGUCACUCGAUCUAAAGAAAUGGAUCUGUGAAGUCUUUAGAUCGUCCACUCCUCAUCCGAUUAAUUUGAAACUUUUUAUAUUCUCUAUGCAAAUAAAUAAUGAAAGUUGUUUCAA
Molecule: messenger RNA, 6240 nt
Organism: Solenopsis invicta (red fire ant)
Lineage: Eukaryota; Metazoa; Arthropoda; Insecta; Hymenoptera; Formicidae
Exons: 19
Coding region: 3045-5600 (851 amino acids)
Cellular component (GO): plasma membrane
Source: RefSeq, a predicted model, not a curated record